Populus trichocarpa (black cottonwood) is the source of this 5278-nucleotide messenger RNA. RefSeq lists its product as uncharacterized. The transcript is spliced from 9 exons. The record is from RefSeq and is a predicted model, not a curated record. The coding region runs from base 380 to 5008 and encodes 1542 amino acids. Lineage: Eukaryota; Viridiplantae; Streptophyta; Magnoliopsida; Malpighiales; Salicaceae.
GUGGCUGUGGCUGCCUUCUUCCCAGCCAGCCACACAGCUGGUUUUGAUCCAUUUUAAAUGAUAUUUUUAGGCUCUUUAUUUACUAUUUAUAAAUAUAUGACCGUAGUAAUAAAUAGUAAAUCUUAAGAUCUAAUCCUUCUUCUCGUUCUCAAAUACCACCACAGCACAAACACUCCUCCGCUUCUCAGCUCUCUCUCUCUCCCUUCUCCAUUUCCACAUUCUUCCGCUCCCAUCUCCAACCACCGACUCUACCGCUCCGGUGACUGACUCUGCUCUAACAAUAUCUCGCCGGCCGAGAUCUAUCUCUUUCUUUCUCUGAUCUGAAUACUUGAUUCGUGUAUUCAUCUUUUAUUUUAUUUUAACAGCAGUAGAGGGUGCAAUGUCGGCGGAUUUGAAUGUGAAUCAAAUAGAGGAGAAGAUAUCUGUUUUGGAUCAGCCUGAAGAAUCCGCUCGCGUUGAUUGUAAUGGGAAUGGCAAGGUUAAUGAUCAUCAUGGCCCUGAUCCUGUCUGUGCCGAAGACUCUGUAGCUGAUCAGGUUGGAGAAUUGAAGGCUGAUCGUGUCGAAUCCGAGUCCAUUACUGGGUUCCGUGACGACGACGAUCCGAUCGAGAAAGAAGAAGAUCUUCAGGCUGUUGAGAAGGGGAGGGAGGAAAAGUUGGCGGAGAUACCAGAAGAUCAUGAUGUAGAAGGGAACAAAAAGGAGUUAAUUAAUCAUGCUGAACUCUCAAAUGCAGUGGCAGAAGCUCAGGAAUCGCAAGACACAAGUGUGCAUGUUGCUGAAUCUGAGCUAAAUCGGUCAAAUAAUGAUGAGGUGAUGGUUGAAGAGGAAAGCAAAUUGAAUUCGACCAUUGACAUAAAAGAACAUGAAGAUUCUCAGGCUGUAGCUAUCAAUGGUGUUCAUAAUGAUUUGGAUUUGGAUCAGCAGAGGGACCUGGCAGAAGCUCAGGAAUCGCAAGACAAUAGUGUGCAUGUUGCUGAAUCUGAGCUAAAUCGGUCAAAUAAUGAUGAGGAGAGGGUUGAGGAGGAAAGCAAAUUGAAUUCGACCAUUGACAUAAAAGAACAUGAAGAUUCUCAGGCUGUAGCUAUCAAUGGUGUUCAUAAUGAUUUGGAUUUGGAUCAGCAGAGGGACCUGGCAGAAGCUCAGGAAUCGCAAGACACAAGUGUGCAUGUUGCUGAAUCUGAGCUAAAUCGGUCAAAUAAUGAUGAGGAGAUGGUUGAGGAGGAAAGCAAAUUGAAUUCGACCAUUGACAUAGAAGAACAUGAAGAUUCUCAGGCUGUAGCUAUCAAUGGUGUUCAUAAUGAUUUGGAUUUGGAUCAGCAGAGGGACCUGGCAGAAGCUCAGGAAUCGCAAGACACUAGUGUGCAUGUUGCUGAAUCUGAGCUAAAUCGGUCAAAUAAUGAUGAGGAGAUGGUUGAGGAGGAAAGCAAAUUGAAUUCGACCAUUGACAUAAAAGAACAUGAAGAUUCUCAGGCUGUAGCCAUCAAUGGUGUUCAUAAUGAUUUGGAUUUGGAUCAGCAGAGGGACCUGGCAGAAGCUCAGGAAUCGCAAGACACAAGUGUGCAUGUUGCUGAAUCUGAGCUAAGUCGGUCAAAUAAUGAUGAGGAGAAGGUUGAGGAGGAAAGCAAAUUGAAUUCGACCAUUGACAUAAAAGAACAUGAAGAUUCUCAGGCUGUAGCUAUCAAUGGUGUUCAUAAUGAUUUGGAUUUGGAUCAGCAGAGGGACCUGGCAGAAUUGAUCACCACUGAAGAUGUUUCUGAAUCUGAGCCCAGUCAGUCUAGGAAUGAUGACGAGAAGGUUGAGGAAAGCAAAUUGGGUUCUGAAGAUUCUCAGGCUGUAGUUAGCAAUGCUGCUCAUAAUUUUCUAGCCUCAGAUCAAGAGAAGAAACUGAAGGAAUUGAUGAAUAAUGAUGAUGUUACUGAAUUCAAGCCAAAACAAUCUAGCAUUGAUGUGAAGGUAGAGGAGGAAAGCAAAUUGGACUCGGCCAUCCAUGUAGAAGAAAUUGAAGAUUCUCAGGCUGCAGUUAUCAAUGGUGCCUGUAAUAGUUUGGAUUUGAACCAGGAGAAGGAACAGCCAGAAUUGAUCAAGGAUCUUCCUCUGGAAGAUUCUGUGGAGGAGUCUGGGGAUCCCCUCAAGCAGAAUCUGGAAACAGCUCCAUGUCCAGUCAUGGCUGAUGAAAAAUUGGAAGCAGAAUCUGCUGAAGGCCCUACAUCUGAUGAAAAUAGAGAUGGCUUGCCUGCUGGUCAUGCUCAAGAUACUGCUGCAGAAACUCCGGUUGUUGAUGACCUGGUUGAUGCCAAACAAAAUAUAUCUAAGAGCUCUUCUGAAAAUGUUGAACUUGUAGCAACUUCUGAUGCUGAAACUGGUCAGAGUUUUCCAAUUUCUAGUGAUAAUGGUACAACAGGAGAUGAAACAAGUCACAUCCUUAUGGAUGCUGUGCAAUCAGAAGUGCCACAUGCUAAUGGCCUUGAUAUUCAUGAAAAAGGAGGAUUGCUUACUAGCCAGGAAAGUGCUUCACAAACUGUUCUUGUUAAUGACUUUGUUCAUACACCAGAGCAAAACCAUACCUUAGAAAUCAGCACGGAAGUGUCCUCCCCUGCUGUUCUCGAGGAAGCACCUGUUGAAAGUAGUGAAAGUUUCCCAGUUUCUCCUAUCAAUGAUAUUGGAGCAGAACCAAUUGUCAGAAUUGAGGAUUCUUGUCCAGUAGAAGAUUCCAAGUUAUGUGAUAUUGUAAGAACAGAGACCAAGGUUGAUAACAUAGGUGAAAGUGCUGAUUCUCAUCCUGUUGAUGAUUCAAAAGUAGAGGCUGAAGUUGAGAAUGUCCUUGUUGCACCAAGUGGCCAUGCUAAUGAUGUGAAGCUAGAUAUUGGGGCUAGUUCCCAUUCCGUUGAAUCUGAUGAGAAAGUAUCUAUUUUGUCAAUCGGUAAUGUGGAUGUAGAAUCUGAAGUCACAGAAGCAGUGAACGAAGGUGAUAGCAACAGAACUUCUGUUUCCAUUGACAAUCCAGAUGGAGAAACCUUUAAAUGUGAUUCAACUGGGAAUGAAAGCUACAUGCCCAAAAUUGAAGUCCAAGCAGACUCAGAAGUUGAAAAUAUAUCAACUGCAGCAAGGGAAGAAGUGCCCAACAGAGAUGGCUUUGUGUCUCAGCUUGAGGGUGAGGUUAGUAAGAAUGAAACUCCCAAACCUACUUCGGAAGACUCUGCGGUUGUUACCUCUGAUGAGCAAUAUGUUGUUGCUGAGCUGGGGAAAGGGCCAUUCUACAUAAUUAAGGUUCCAAGAUUUGAUGAAAGAAAUUUAAGAGAGAAGGUUGAAGAUGCUAAAUUUCAAGUUGAGGAGAAGAGUAAAAUCCGGGAUGCUAUUCAAGCUCAAAUCCAAAUAAUAAAGGCCAAGCGUAAAGAGUAUGAAGAUAGCUUUUUAGAUGCCAGAUCAGAAGAGAAAGCUGCACGUGACUUGCUUAAGGCCAAGCGGAAGGAAAUAGAUUCUGUUCAAUAUAUAAUUAACAGAACGAGGAAUGCCCUUGAAAUUGAGGAAAUUGAUGGCAGGAUACGCUCUAUGGAACACAAGAUACAACAUGAAACCCUGCCUUUGAAGGAAGAAAAGCAGUUCAUUCGUGAUAUCAAGCAGUUGAAGCAAAUUCGAGAGCAGUUCUCUUCUAAUAUGGGCAGCCAGGAUGAAGUUCAGCAGGCUAUGGAUCAGAAAGAUCAAAGUGAAGAGCGCUUAAAGUCUUUGAGGAAAGAAGCAGAUGUAUUGAGAGACAGCCUUCUCAAAGCUGAAGCAGUCACUGAAGAUGCUAAGAAGAAAUAUAAUGAUGAACAUGAGAAGAUAAAUCAAUUGCUAUUUCAGCAUAGAGCUGCUAAUGAUAUACGACAAGAAGCAUUUGCGCAUUUGCAGAGUUUGAGGAAACAAUUAUAUGAAAAGAGUAAAUUUUUUUACAAGUACAAAGAUGAUUUAACAGCAGCAACUAAUUUGGCAUUGAAGGGAGAUAAAGAGGAACUUCAACGUCAUUGUGCUAACCAAGUGGAGAGAGUUAUGGAAUUAUGGAAUAACAAUGACGAGUUCCGGAAAGAGUACAUGAGUUCCAACAUGAGGAAUACAUUAAGGAGACUGCGGACAUUGGAUGGUCGUGCACUGGGCCCUGAUGAACAGCCACCCAUUAUUCCAAAUGUUGUUAGUCAAAGAGCGACCAAACACAAUGUUGCACCAUCAGCUCCUGCUCUUGAAGUAGAAAAGCCAGUUACACCUGUGGAGACCCAAAGGAUAGAUGAAAAAUCCACAGCAAAGCUUGGGGACAAAAAGAAUCAGACUGUUAAAACUAAAAGGCAGGCAAAACCUGCUUCCUUGGAGAAUGGUUUGCCAACUGUUUCUGGAAGAGAUCAGAUUGAAGAAUCAAGACAAGAGGAGAAUAAGCUUCCGAAGGAGGAAGAAUCAAGGCAAGAGAAUAAGCUUACGAAGGAGGAAGAAUCAAGGCAAGAGAAUAAGCUUACAAAGGAGGAAGUUGAGUUAGCCAGGAAGAUAGAGGAAUUGAGGAAGGAAAAGGAAGCAGCCAUGUUAAAGGAGCAACGGAGAUUGGAGGAGAAGGCCAAAGCAAAAGAGGCAAUGGAGAGGAAAAAACGAAAUGCAGAAAAGGCCCAGGCCAGGGCUUCGCUAAGAGCACAAAGGGAAGCUGAGCAGAAAGAGAAGGAAAAGGAGAAGAAGGCAAAGAAGAAGGAAAAAAGGAAGGCAGCAGCAGAGGAUACUAAAGAUAUCGAUGAGGUUGAGUCUGCUCCUAGUUCUGAAACUCCAACUGAAACCAAUGAGUCUGAAAGAACCGAGAAGCCUGUGACUGUGGCAAAGAGGCCUCAAAAGCAAACAAAGGCAAAAUCUAUGCCUCUGCCUCUUCGCAACAAGGGUAAGAGAAAGAUGCAAACAUGGAUGUGGGCCCUUAUCACACUGCUGGCUGUUGUUGCCUUGUUUUUUAUGGGGAACAGCAGCUUCUUUAAUCUUGGGCUGCAACAAAGGUUUGGCAUCUAAAUAUAUAAUAUUGUUUUUCUUUAGAUAAUAAUCUACAUUCUACACAGAGGUUUGGCGGGGUUUUCCUAUAGAUAUUUAAUUAAGCAAUUCUUUUGUACUCUUCCAGUGUUCUUUUCCAUCGAAGUAUGAUUUACUUACUCUCUGGGUUUUAUUUCAUACACCCCAUUAAUAGGUUGGUUUUUUCUGUUAUAUGCCAACAUUAACACACAUAUUCUGGUAUUGCUUUCAUUUAUUUAGUGUGAUAUAUAUAAUACAAUAAGUUUUUUGGCC